Messenger RNA from Penicillium brevicompactum, 399 nucleotides. RefSeq lists its product as uncharacterized. Bases 1 to 399 code for a protein of 132 amino acids. The transcript is spliced from 2 exons. The record is from RefSeq and is a predicted model, not a curated record. Lineage: Eukaryota; Fungi; Ascomycota; Eurotiomycetes; Eurotiales; Aspergillaceae.
AUGUACUAUAUCCUCUACCUAACGAGCCUCUGCCGCCGCCGCCACUGGCCGGAGCCCACUUACAACGCGUUUCCCAACGCCAGCGGCUACACGUGCAUUGUUCGCGUGAACAAUCGCGAAUAUCAAACAGAUACUAUCUGUAGUAGUGAAACACUCGCUCGCGAAAGUGCCGCGAUGCGCGCCUACCUGAUCUGCCGCAACUUCUCCGUCAAUGACGGCAUGUACCCGGCUGGGCAUGACCAUGGCGGCGUGGUGCAGGGAAUUCCAGUUGCUAUUGGGACCGGGAGAAAGUGCGACGACUCUACUUCUUCGGGGAGCUCGAAUGGGAGUUGGAGUGGAGGGAGUAGUCCUGAUCGGGCUGUGAGGGUUGAGCGGGAAGAGGUGGGAAUCCGGUUCUAG